Messenger RNA from Solea solea (common sole), 3744 nucleotides. It is a transcript of the gene rag2, whose product is annotated as recombination activating gene 2. Gene Ontology annotation, cellular component: DNA recombinase complex; nucleus. Lineage: Eukaryota; Metazoa; Chordata; Actinopteri; Pleuronectiformes; Soleidae. The transcript is spliced from 2 exons. The record is from RefSeq and is a predicted model, not a curated record. Gene Ontology annotation, molecular function: sequence-specific DNA binding; protein binding. Gene Ontology annotation, biological process: V(D)J recombination. The coding region runs from base 1790 to 3385 and encodes 531 amino acids.
UCUGCUGUUUUGUGUUUUCAAGCUGUAACGGUCUUAGAGGCACUUGUGGUUUCUGCCUUUGUUUUGCACACUGCUUGGGUUUUUUUCUCCGCCGCUCAGGCACAAAAACAUAAUGCUAAUGAGCUGGUAGACAUCUGCUUCCAGCUCCGUUUUUUUUUUUUUUUCCUCUCUGUGUUUAGGCAUGUUUGUGCCACUCAUAUAAGGGAUAUGCUAUUUUAUCCAUGAAAGGUCAAAUUUUUAAAACAGAAGAAUAUACACGGGGAUGUAAGACAGAAGCAGCUGCUGCAACAUACACUAUUCAUCAGUGCUGAUGAAUGAUGUUUUGUUUCUUCUUCCAGCGUUGUAGCAUAAAAAUGCAUUAGGCUUGGUUUACUGUGAGAACUAAUGACUCACACUUCCAGUACCGCAUGUCUGUCAGCAGUGAAGUCAAAGGGUUCGGUGAAAUAGACCAUGCUGACUCCAUAAGCUUGUGGUUUAGGAGGUAUUACAGCGAUGUGUCCAUUGAGGCUACAGAUCUAUUUGUGUAUACGACAGGUUGCAGCUAAUACAGCUACAUUUGUUAAAAGGUGCACAGGGCCUUUGCGGCACGCUGAACGGAAACCUGACAGUGUGUAAAGGAUCAGACCAUUUUUGAUGCUGUGGGGGCGAAAAAGAGAUGGGGAAAGGGAGCUAGAGCACACGUGACAAUGACGGUUUGAAGUUGAAAUUGUGAAUUUUGUGUCACUUUGCUGCCUUUGCACAGCAGCCAUUUUGACAGGUCACAGCAGGGAAAUCACAGGUGCACGUAAUUAAAUUAUUGAUGGCUGAGUUCCAAUUUGCUUCCAGGUCCUCGCUGGUUCACUCUCACGCUGCCCUGAUUUACAUGAGCCGAACAGAGUCAUCAUUAAUGUGAUCAGCAACACCUGGGCUUUUGCUUUAUGUCACAAUGUCCGCUCAGAUCUAAGUGGAUAGGCCAAAGUGCAUGGUUGCAAGUUUAAAAAGAGCAUGUCCAGUGGGACGCAAUGUUUCCUGUACUUAAUGUUUUAUUAAAUCAAUUUGUAUCACUUGUGUUUUGGGGAGAGGUUUAGUUUACUAAUUACUAAAACAUGAUAUUAAACUCUAAGUAUCACUGCACACUAUUAAAAGGCUGUUUGUGUGUGGCCUGGUUAAAAAUAACUAACAUAAGAUAUGUAUAAUGGCUUUCUUUGGACAAACAUUUCAUAUUUGAGCUGAACAAAUACAAUUUAUAAUAGUUAUAUAAGCAUGUAACACUGUUUGUUUUCGAGCUGGUGGACAGUGGAUAUUCUUUAUCACGCAUCAUUGUGCAUCUCCAUAUAAUGUGCAUCACAUUUCGCCCCGCGGCUGUUGUCUGGACCGUAAUUAUCAUCAUUAUUCUUUAUAAUAUAAGAAAAAAAAAAUCUUUGUGCAGUGACUGGAUCUGAAAUUCAAUGCCAUACCUACACAGGCAAAACAUUCUCAGGGUAUCAAGAGGAUUGUUCGCCAUAGACGCGCGUCUCUCAGUGCUGUCUUUGGUGCAGCUUCAAAGAUAUCCAGUGAUACCACUCAAGUGACUCAGUAAACGCAGUCGAGCGGCGCAGCUGUCAGAGAGCAGCAGUCACAGACUGUUAACCUCAAGAUCUGGAAGUGUUUGUGAGUCAACGAAGCUUCACAAAACUCUGUUACCCUCUACUUUUUGUCAAAGUUUGGCUACAUAAAGAGUCUUUUCGCUUUAUCUGCAGGAUCUUUAACCUUUACACCAAAGUGAGCUCAAGCACUGCAUCUGGCCCCGGCCAAGACACCUGCCUUGAAAAUGACCCUGCAGUCCUUAACGCCAGUGAACUGUGCAAGUCUCCUGCAGCCCGGCUGCUCUCUGCUGCAGCUGGAUGGACAAGUUCUCCUGUUUGGCCAAAAAGGCUGGCCCAAGCGCUCCUGUCCAACGGGAGUAUUUGGGAUUCACUUUAAACAGAGCAAUAUGAGGUUAAGAGCCAUCUCCUUCUCCAAUGAUUCUAGCUACAUUCCUCCUUUACGUUGUCCAGCUGUUUGCCGCCUUGACCCCUAUGACGGCCUUCCAGAGAGUUAUCUCAUCCACGGUGGCCGUACCCCCAACAACGAGAUCUCAUCAAGCUUGUACCUGCUGACCACGGACAGUCGUGGCUCUAAUCGUAAACUGACCAUAUGCUGCAAAGAGAAGGAACUGGUGGGAACAGUGCCAGCAGCGCGGUACGGCCACACAGUGAGCAUGGUUCAAAGCCACGGGAAGACGGCCUGCGUGUUAUUCGGCGGAAGAUCCUACAGACCUGCAGGGGAGCGGACCACAGAGAGCUGGAACAGCGUCGUAGACUGCCCUCCGCAGGUGUUCCUGUUUGACCUGGAGUUCGGUUGCUCCACUGCUUACACUCUGCCCGAACUCAGCGAAGGCCAAUCCUUUCACGUAGCCCUCACUAGAGAGGACUGUGUCUACUUCAUUGGCGGUCACUCGCUGACUUCUGACUCCCGUCCUCCACGGCUCUUCCGCCUGCGCGUGGAGCUCCUGCAGGGCAGCCCUUUGCUCUCCUGUGAGUCUCUUGACAUUGGCAUAUCCAUCUCUAGUGCCAUCAUCACCCGCGUAGGUCCCACUCACAAAUAUAUCAUCUUGGGUGGAUAUCAGUCUGAUUCUGAAAAGAGGAUGAAGUGCACCACUGUUGUUCUGGAUGAGAAAGGGAUUCAAUUUGAGACAUUAGAAGCACCUAAGUGGACUCCAGACAUCACCCAUAGUCGCACUUGGUUUGGAGGCUGUGCUGGUGAGGGAAAAGUCCUACUCGCCGUACCCACUGAGGGAAGGCAACCUCAAACAGAUAUGCAUUAUUUCUACCUGGUGAGCUUUCAAACAGAGGGAGAACGGAAAGAAGAGGAAGGAACACAGGGCUGCAGCCAGGAGUCCACAGAUUACGAUGACUCUCCCCCUCUUGAAGACUCAGAGGAGCUCUACUUUGGUCGAGAGCCACAUGAGCUUGAUGACAGCAGUGAAGGGGAUAAUUACAAUGAAGAGGAUGAAGAGGAUGAGUCACAAACAGGUUACUGGAUGAAAUGUUGCCUGGGCUGUCAGGUGGAGCCCAACAAGUGGGAGCCAUACUACUCCACUGAGCUCUACCGGCCAGCCAUGAUCUUCUGCUCCAGAGGGGAGGGGGGACACUGGGUCCACGCCCAGUGCAUGGAGUUGACCGAGACCCUGCUGGUCAGUCUCUCUCAGGGCAGGAAGAAGUAUUUCUGCCUCGACCACGGAGGCCUCCCCUACCAGGAGACGACUCCGACUCGACAGGUCACGCCACUCAAGCGCACCCCCAUCAAAGUCAAGAACAGGAAAACUCCUCCAGUGAUCAAGAUUUCACCCGCCAAAAAAAGCUUUUUCAGGAGACUUUUUGAGUGAAUCUACUGUAAUCUAUGAUACAAUUGCUAUGUAUAUUUAGGGAGUUUCCUUUCUCUAAAUUAAGUGAAAGUCGGAAUUGUGAAGUCUCACUUGUAAAGUGUGUUGUAAGCUGAAUGAAUGAAUAAACAAUUAAAAUAUCUAAUAUGAGGCUUGUGAAAAUAUGCUAUAACAUGUGCAAACUGAUAUUUCAUGUAUAACCACUGUAUGUUGUAAUUUUUGGAUUGUUGAAUAUUUUUAUGAUCCGGGUUUCAUCGACUGUUUUAUUUGCCAAUCCACAGCAUUGGGGACUGCAGGUUUAAGGUCAUGAAAAAAAAAAUUUGUUUUUUGUUUGUUUGUACAAUUCUUUCCACAAUUAAAAU